CCACCUCCACGCCGCCGCCGCCACCCUCCAGAGGCCCGCCAGCCUCGCAGCUGGAUCCCGAGCAUCAUACAGCAGCCAGCAUAGCCACCUGGGUUCCGAGCUAAGGGCCCUGCAGUCCCCUGAGCACCACAUAGAUCCUAUUUAUGAAGACAGAGUCUAUCAGAAGCCGCCUAUGAGGAGUCUCAGCCAGAGCCAGGGGGACCCUCUUCAGCCAGCACAUACCGGCACCUAUCGCACGAGCACAGACCUGGUUAACCAUUUCUGUGAACAGGUCCUCAAUUUUUUACUUUGUCCCUACUUUCCUGUCGUAGCCCCAUCUUCCCCUGGUGUCGACUCCGUACCCUUACAGCGCACAGGCAGUCAACACGGCUCCCAGAACGCAACCGCGACCUUCCAGAGGGCCAGCUAUGCAGCAGGCCCGGCCGCCAAUUACGCAGACCCCUACCGACAGCUGCAGUAUUGUCCUUCUGUCGAGUCACCAUACAGCAAAUCUGGACCAGCCAUCCCGCCUGAGGGAACCUUGGCUAGGUCCCCUUCCAUUGAUAGCAUUCAGAAAGAUCCAAGAUCUUUCAUGAACCCUUUUUCCUGGAUGAUGGUUGCCUCCAAUAAGAUUUCAAAUACGCAUUCAAAUGUAGAGUUUGGAUGGAGAGAUCCAGAACUUCCAGAAGUUAUACAGAUGUUACAGCAUCAGUUCCCCUCCGUGCAGUCCAACGCUGCUGCCUACUUACAGCAUCUGUGUUUUGGAGACAAUAAAAUAAAAGCGGAGAUCAGAAGACAAGGAGGAAUACAAUUACUGGUGGACCUCCUGGACCAUCGAAUGACAGAAGUCCACCGCAGUGCCUGUGGAGCUCUGAGGAACUUGGUCUAUGGGAAAGCAAAUGACGACAACAAAAUUGCUUUGAAAAACUGUGGGGGUAUUCCGGCACUAGUGCGAUUACUCCGCAAGACCACAGAUUUGGAAAUCAGAGAACUCGUCACAGGUGUGCUCUGGAAUCUCUCCUCUUGUGAUGCACUGAAGAUGCCAAUCAUCCAGGAUGCCCUUGCAGUGCUGACCAAUGCGGUGAUCAUUCCUCAUUCGGGAUGGGAGAAUUCCCCUCUCCAGGAUGACCAUAAAAUCCAGCUUCAUUCAUCACAGGUGCUGCGCAAUGCCACUGGGUGCCUACGGAAUGUCAGCUCUGCUGGAGAAGAGGCCCGCAGAAGAAUGCGAGAGUGUGACGGACUGACCGAUGCGUUGCUCUACGUGAUUCAGUCUGCUCUCGGAAGCAGCGAAAUUGAUAGCAAGACCGUUGAAAACUGUGUGUGCAUUUUAAGGAACCUCUCCUACCGACUCGCGGCAGAAACCUCUCAGGGACACCAAACGGGGACUGAUGAACUGGAUGGCUUACUGUGUGGCGAGGCCAACGGGAAAGAUGUGGAAAGUUCCGGAUGCUGGGGCAAGAAGAAGAAGAAGAAGAAAUCGCAAGACCAGUGGGACGGAGUAGGACCGCUCCCGGACUGUGCGGAACCACCCAAAGGAAUCCAGAUGCUGUGGCACCCAUCCAUAGUCAAACCCUACCUCACACUUCUCUCCGAGUGCUCAAAUCCAGACACCUUGGAAGGGGCAGCAGGCGCCUUGCAGAACCUGGCAGCAGGGAGCUGGAAGUGGUCCAUCUACAUCCGUGCCGCCGUCCGGAAAGAGAAAGGCCUGCCAAUCCUGGUGGAGCUGCUACGAAUAGACAACGACCGGGUGGUGUGUGCCGUUGCGACAGCUUUACGGAAUAUGGCCUUAGAUGUCCGGAAUAAGGAGCUGAUAGGCAAAUAUGCCAUGCGGGACCUGGUCCACCGACUUCCUGGCGGUAACAAUAGCAACAGUUCAACAAGCAAGGCCAUGUCGGAUGAUACUGUGACUGCCGUCUGUUGCACCUUGCAUGAAGUCAUCACAAAAAACAUGGAGAAUGCGAAGGCCUUACGGGAUGCAGGUGGAAUUGAGAAGCUGGUUGGCAUUUCCAAGAGUAAAGGAGACAAGCAUUCGCCAAAAGUAGUGAAGGCAGCAUCUCAGGUCUUAAACAGCAUGUGGCAGUACAGGGACCUGAGAAGUCUCUACAAGAAGUGGGCGGCCGCAGACUUCCGAGUGGCUGAGGACAGAGGGAUUUCACCCGCCCAUCAUUCUGAGGCGGGGCCCGCUCAGCAAGCCCCCUCCCCGAGCCAGGAGAGCAGACUCUAUGCCCCAAUUCAGGAUGGAUGGUCACAAUAUCACUUUGUAGCCUCAUCUUCCACAAUAGAGAGGGAUCGGCAGAGACCGUACUCGUCAUCCCGCACGCCCUCCAUCUCUCCGGUGCGCAUGUCUCCCAACAAUCGCUCAGCAAGUGCCCCAGCCUCACCUCGAGAAAUGAUUAACUUAAAAGAAAGAAAAACAGACUAUGAAUCCACUGGGACAAAUGCUACUUACCAUGGAAGUAAAGGAGAACAUACUUCGAGGAAAGACGCAAUGACAGCUCAGAAUGCAGCAAUCUCUACUUUGUAUAGGAAUUCUUAUGGUGCGCCUGCUGAAGAUAUCAAACACAACCAGGUUUCAACGCAGCCAGUCCCACAGGAACCCAGUCGGAAGGACUAUGAAGCAUAUCAGCCAUUUCAGAAUUCCACCAGAAACUAUGAGGAGUCCUUCUUUGAAGACCAAGUGCACCACCGCCCACCGCCCAGCGAGUACAAUAUGCACCUGGGACUGAAGUCCACGGGGAAUUAUGUCGACUUCUAUUCAGCCGCACGACCCUACAGUGAGCUCAAUUAUGAAACAAGCCACUAUCCAGCAUCUCCAGAUUCCUGGGUUUGAAAUUGGGGCAAGAUUUCAAGCAAGCAAGAGGCUCCGGGGGACUGUGCAUGUGCAUGCAAACCACACCAGACAUCUUUUUCCCGCCAAUUUAGUUUGUUCAAGCCUGUUCCGUAGGAGGGCCCAGGUAACCCAUCUGGGGAAAUUCAAGAUACUGUCGACAGCUAAAAAGAAUUGGAAGUUACGGGGGUGGGGGUGGGGGCCACGAGCAAGGAGGGAACUGUAUCUAUUUCUGUAUCUAUAUAGUCCCGUCUCUCUAUAUAGAAAUAUAUGGUGGGGGGCAGCUUUACAGUUGACCUUGUAUGUGGAAUUUAAAAACCACGAGUGCUGUGCACCGAAUGCGGCUGAAGGGCGUGGGACAGGAAAGUGCGACAGGAGACGAGGGUCCAGAGUUAAGCACAAGAAAACCGAGGCCAUUUACACACCUUGGGGGAGGGGGGACAGCUUCUCACACUUGGUUUACUCUCCUCAUCCAUUGUGAAUUUAGGCUUCCAGUUGCAUUUGGGGUUUCCUCUGUACAGCAAGAUGUUUCUUGCCUUUUGUUAAUGCAUUGUUGUAAAGUAUUUGAUGUACAUUACAGAUUUAAAAAGAAAAAGCAAGAGAAAAGUGCAUUGUGUAUAUUACACCAAUGGCACAGUGUUUCUUCAUCUAUGGUUCUAAAUACUGCUUCAAUUUCCAAACUUUGAAAUAUGUAUGAAUUCCCAGAGGGGAGGCGAAAGGGUUUUUUUUUCAUUUUAUUUCUUUUCCCAGUGCAUUUUAACAAAAGAAAAAAACCAGACUAUUUAGCAGUAUUGUUUGUUCUGAUAUGUGAAUUUGUUUGUGGCAACUUAAAAAAAAGACUUUCAGCAGUUUCUGACAAUUAACAUUCAUCAUUCCACACUCCUUGUCAACGAAGUGCUUUUUCACUGCCUAAAAUUUUAGCUGUAGAUAUUUGAAAUAGAUUUUUUUCAUUUAUACCAGUUUUCUUUAUGAUGAUACAGUGUUAAAAGAAAAUAAAUUCCAAUUGAUCUGUC
This is a messenger RNA of Heteronotia binoei (common prickly gecko), 3819 nucleotides long. RefSeq names its product catenin delta 2 (gene CTNND2). Lineage: Eukaryota; Metazoa; Chordata; Lepidosauria; Squamata; Gekkonidae. The transcript has 18 exons. The record is from RefSeq and is a predicted model, not a curated record. Gene Ontology annotation, cellular component: cytoplasm; postsynaptic density; plasma membrane. Gene Ontology annotation, biological process: cell-cell adhesion; dendritic spine morphogenesis; cell-cell junction assembly. Gene Ontology annotation, molecular function: cadherin binding. The coding region runs from base 173 to 2809 and encodes 878 amino acids.